CAUGGGCUUCCGAGUUUCUUGAUAAGCUAGGGAAUUGUAAGUGUAGAAUGACGAGCUACAGCUAUCGGGUUUAUGGAAGGUGCAACAGAUUGCUAAGCAAGUAUAUUUGUUGACGCUAUGCCUAAUGACUAUUAGAUGGGAUUUAAGACAUACUCGCUAUCUUAACCCCAUUCAAUCGUCUUUUUCCAUUGCAUAAUUUCAAAAAGUUGCACACGUAUAAAUUUCCACUUCCCCCCUCAUGUCUCGUGUAUUCCGCGGUUUUACAUCCACCAUCCCUAUCAUCCCCAGCAUCCCCAGAACCCAGCUACAGCACAUCAGGAGAAUAGCCACAAUGCCCGCAGUAAGAUCCGCAUACGAUCCCAAGGAUAUGCAGUUCCGCCAUCUCGGCCCAACCGGUCUGAAGGUGAGCGUGCUGUCCUUGGGUGGAUGGUUAACCUAUGGAGGCACCGAGAAGGGCGAGAUUGUCAAGAAAUGCCUCGAGACCGCCUGGAAUCACGGCAUUAAUACGUUCGACACAGCAGAGACUUAUGCCGCGGGAGAGUCUGAGCUGGAGAUGGGUAAAGCUCUGAAGGAACUUGAUUGGCCCCGUGAUGAGUAUGUUCUUACCACUAAGAUCUUCUUUGGCACCGGUCGUAAGGAACCCAACACGCGUGGGCUUAGCCGGAAGCACAUUGUCGAGGGUCUCAAGUCAUCCCUCGAGCGUCUGCAACAACCAUAUGUCGACGUUGUUUUCGCUCACCGCCCCGACUAUGCUACACCUAUGAGAGAAAUUGUCGAGGGCUUCACUCAGGUUAUUCGGAAUCUCAAUCUGGCCUACUACUGGGGUACGUCAGAGUGGAGCGCUAUCCAGAUCAUGGAAGCCACCCAGAUCGCAGAGCGAUACAAUCUCAUUGCCCCCGUGGUUGAACAGCCCCAAUACAACGCAUUUCACCGCCAGCGAUUCGAAGUUGAAUACGCACCGCUCUUUGAGCAGUUCAAGUACGGCGCCACAAUUUGGUCUCCGCUCGCCUCUGGCCUCUUGACAGGGAAAUACAACGACGGGAUCCCCGAAGGAUCGCGUUUUGCGAAGCACGGAGAAUUCUUUGAAGGCACCAUCAAAUCGCUACAGACGGAGGAGGGUAAGGCGAAGAUCGAGAAGGUGAGGAAGCUGACCGCAAUUGCGGAACGUCUUGGUGGAACUACUGCGUCCUUAGCGUUGGCCUGGACCCUGAAGAACCCGAACGUCAGCACAGUGAUCCUCGGCGCCACGAAAGUCGAGCAGAUCGAGGACAACGUCAAGGCCCUGAAGUUGUUGGAUAAGCUGACACCGGAUGUUCUGGAAGAAAUCGAGAAGAUUCUUGAUAACGCCCCGGCUCAACCCCCGAAGUAUGGGCGUGAGAGGUAGAAGGUCGAUCAAAUAAAAUACGACUAAAAAAAUGAUAGUCAGGCUAAUAAUAGAACUUCCUUACAAGCAC
Daldinia caldariorum is the source of this 1454-nucleotide messenger RNA. Its product is annotated as Aldo/keto reductase. Lineage: Eukaryota; Fungi; Ascomycota; Sordariomycetes; Xylariales; Hypoxylaceae. The record is from RefSeq and is a predicted model, not a curated record. The coding region runs from base 239 to 1384 and encodes 381 amino acids. The transcript has a single exon.